CAAUCUUACGAUCGUUCGUGCUGUUUGUUAAAAAUUUUGUAUACAAAAAACACGCUUGUUAAUAAUUUAAAGAGUGUAGAUAUUUUACACCAGACAGAAAUUAAGAAAAAACAAAAAAUAUAAAACAAAAGCAGACAAAAAUAAAAAUAAAUACCUUUUUUUUUAAAAAAAGGGUUUGUUUUGUGCGUUUUUCAUAAGUGAUGCUGUUUGUUAUCAUGCUCGUUCGUUAAUAUUUGAAUUUGAAUUAUAAAACCAUAAAAUAAUAAUAAACAAAGCAAUAGAGAGACAAACAAAACUCACAACUUGAUUGCCGUAGAAAAUCGGUAUUUUUCCAUAACUGUGUAAAGUGAUAAACAGAAAAAAAAAUAUGAAAUUCAUAAAAUAAAUUUAUAAAAAACAAAAAUUUUUUGAAUAAAAAUACAAUUUCUUAAGAAAAGAUUUAUAAAAAAAAACGUUUUAGUGAAACGUUUUAAAACAAUUUUUAAUCUUAUGCAUUGGCCUAAACGUUUACCGUCGGGUGUUAUUUACAACUUAAGGGGCUUUAAUCGCUUAACAUUAAAUGUAAUUAUUCGUUGAGUUCAGCGAGUUUUUGACCGUUGUCUGGGGGAAAAAUAGGUUUCGUUAAUUCUUUAACAUAAACUAAAGAUUAACGUCAAACUGAAGUUGUUUACGGAUUUAACUUCUACAACUGACAACAUCCACUAUAACAACGACGACGACGCCGACAAAGUUUUCACCAUUGCCAAAGUCACCGUGAGCAUGAUACCUCACUGUGGAUACCGUUAUACUUGGAACCGCGAAAUUGUGUUCAACUCGCAAAAGCUGGUGAAGCGGCGUUAAAUUAUUGCAGCAGCGGUAGCAGCUACACAGGUUUAUAACCAAUAAAAAAAGAAAGUCUACGUUCAAACAAAAAAAAAAGCAGUUUAAAACUAACAAAAAGAAAAUAUCAAAUUUCGGUUCAAACGGUUACGGUUUCUUAGGCAAAAAAAAAAAAAAAAACGUUAACGGUUUUGUUUGUUUUUCUUCUUUUUUUUUUUUCUCACUCUAAGAAUAGGCAACGCGACUUAUUUGCUCGUUACCUUUUGGUUCCUGUUUUUGUUGUUGCUACACAAUUAUCAUAAUUGUUUGAGAUUUAACAAACAAUACAAGAGACAAUAUUAAUAUUUCUUUUAUUAUUCUUUUUUUAAUACAAUUUAAAUCAUAAUUUUUUUUAUUUACAAUUUAAUAGUUAUUAGUUUUCUUUUCUUAUCGUUAAUCAUUUUCAUAUCUUUUUAAAUAAAAAGAAGAGAACUUUAAAAAUUAGUUUGUGUCGUAACUGAAUUUAAAUAAUUUUUAUUUAAAAAAAUCUCCAAAAACUCAAGGUCUAAUUGCGCAAAAUUAAGCCAUAAAAAUAUAAAAAAAAAAUUCUGUGAUUAAACUUAAUUCAAUUGUUUUUGUUUUUAAAUAUUUUAUUUUUUUAGAAUUUAAGUUUGUUGAAAUAUUUUGAAAUAAUUUGUAAAUAUAUAAAAAUAAAUUUUAUUUCUCAUCUCCUUUUUGAUAAAUUUUUCAAUUGUUUUUAGUUUUUAAGUAAUUUUUUCCAUUUAAUUUUAUUUGUUUUAAUUUUUAACCGAAAUAAUAAUAAUUCGUUCGUCUCGUUUCGUUUAUUUUUAAAUUAAUUCGUUUUUGUUUUCUUUAUUCUUAAUUUAAUUUAAAAUAAUUUAAAUAUCAAAUAUUGCCCUCGUCAUAUCGUGUGCCGCUGCUGCAAAUAUGAACAUGUUUAUGACACCUUAUGCCUAUGAAAAUUUUUAUUCACCCUCACCACUUUUGGACAAUUCACUAGAUAGUGUGGUCACCAAUCCAACACAGGUGAUAAAAGUGCAAUCACCCAUCGACAUCAAUCAUUUUGGAUUUGCCAAUCAUGGAGCAUCAAUUCUAACAUCAUUGACACCACCCAGCUCCCCACCACAAAGCGUUGCUUCACCAGUACCACAGGCAUUGGAAUUACCAACAACCACAGCGCCGGAAAUCACUAAUUUACCACUAAAUAUCAAUGAUGUUUUACAAACUACCGCGGCAUCAGAACCCACUUCUCCAGUUCCAGUUCAAAACCAAUUCGUCUUCAACAAUUGGAAUAACCAUCAUAGUACAACUGAUACAGCAUCAUCGAGCGUUGUUUCGUCGCCAUCCUCCAAUGGCUCUUCGAAUUAUGACAUUGUUUUGAAUACACAAAUAAUCGAUGAUAUACUCAAGACCGCAGCCAAUGAGUUCUUCGAAGAGAGUGAAUCGCAAUCUUCGAUUUCGGCUCCUUCCACGGUAGACUACACAACCACCGAUGAUGAAUGGAUGCCCUCGUCCGGCAGUUGUUCUCCUUCACAAAUUGUCUCAAACGAAACGUUUAACGAAUCUUCUGGCACUUGUGGCGGUACAAAGAAACGUACUCGUCCCUAUGGGCGUGGUGUUGAAGAUCGUAAAAAACGUAAGAAGGAACAAAAUAAAAAUGCUGCUACUCGUUAUCGCCAGAAAAAGAAGCUCGAAAUGGAAAUCAUACAAAUUGAAGAACAGGAACUUAGUCAACGUCAUGAGGUCCUAAAACGUCAGUUGGCCGAAUACAAACGUGAAGAGAAAUACUUGAAACGUCUCAUACGCGAGUUCUAUGCUAAGAAAAAUUAAAAAAAAAAAAUAAUUGAAAUUCCAAGCCACUAUCUUUCAAGCGGAAAAUACGUCACCAUUUAUGUGUUUAACUUUUUUUCUUCUUUUAAAUUAUGUUUUAAUUCCCCCUAACAGUUUUGUAAGAAUUUAUCUCUCGUUUUACAAAAUUUAUGUUUUUAAUUAAUAAUUGUACUUUUUUUAUAUUCAUAUUACUUUAAUGUUUUAUUACAAGUUUUUUUAUAUAUUGUAUUUACUUUUAGUAAGCAAUUAAUAAUUGUGUGUGUAUUUUUGUUUGCAAAAUUAUUAUUAUUAUUAUUAUUAUUACGUCUUAAUAUAUGUCCCCCUCCCCUGUUGUAAUGCUAAAAAGUUUUUAUUUUUCAAAAUUUCCACCUUCAAAUAAUGUUUUUAAAGCAGUUUUUUAUGUAAAUCUAGUGCAUUAGUUUUAGAAGUAUUUGUGUUUAUUUGUUAAAUAUUAACACUUAUGACAUGAUCUAAUUUUACAAACGGUCAUCGAAUCUAUUUUGUUAGUUUAACAAAGAAAACCAACAAUUAAUAUCAAUAUGAAUGUAGAUUUAAAAAAAUAUAUACAUAUAUAUAACAAAACUAAACCCUUUGUUCUAAAUCUAUAUUUAAUGCUUCUCAAUGCACUGGACAGAAUAAUAAAAUUUUAAAAGAAAUACAUACAUAAA
Messenger RNA from Lucilia sericata (common green bottle fly), 3317 nucleotides. RefSeq names its product activating transcription factor of chaperone (gene crc). Gene Ontology annotation, cellular component: nucleus. NCBI's taxonomy places the organism in Eukaryota, Metazoa, Arthropoda, Insecta, Diptera, Calliphoridae. Bases 1747 to 2649 code for a protein of 300 amino acids. The record is from RefSeq and is a predicted model, not a curated record. Gene Ontology annotation, molecular function: DNA-binding transcription activator activity, RNA polymerase II-specific; RNA polymerase II transcription regulatory region sequence-specific DNA binding. Gene Ontology annotation, biological process: regulation of transcription by RNA polymerase II. The transcript has 3 exons.